Messenger RNA from Dimorphilus gyrociliatus, 898 nucleotides. Lineage: Eukaryota; Metazoa; Annelida; Polychaeta; Dinophilidae. The record is from the annotation of a GenBank genome assembly.
ACAAAACAAACAAAAAUUGGAAAUGGAGUCUAAGCAUGUUAUGUUAUCUUAUCAGCACGGAAUUCAACCUAUGGUUGAAAUAAUUUAUAAUGGAUUAGAGAAAUUAGGUAUAUCAGUAUGGAUGGAUAUAAAAGGUGGAAUGACGGGAAACAUAAACGAAAGUAUGGCAUAUGGUGUGGAUAAUGCUGCAGCUGUUUGCUGCUUCAUGACCCAUCAGUACUCGGAAUCAAAAAACUGUAAAAAAGAGCUAAAUUAUACUGAUUCACAAGAUAUUGAAAUUGUUCCUGUCAUGGCUGAGAAAAGUUUUAAAGCCACUGGAUGGUUAGGCAUUAUAACUGCCGGCCUGCUAUGGAUAGAUUUUAGAGAGAAUAAUAAUAUGGAGAAGAGAAUACAAUCGCUUGCCAAAGAGAUUGUACAUAGAGUAGGCGAAAAUGUUACCAAAAUGACUAGACCCCAAAAAGCUGUAAGCGCUCCACCAGCCGUAAAACCCGGAAGAGCUUUCAAGCAUAAAUUACAAGGAAAGUAUUUGGCCGAAAGUGGAGAAGUAAAAGUUCAUGCAGCUUCGGGCAGCAGAAGCACUCUGACCUUGCGUAAUAGUCCUGAGGCAACGAGCUUUUGGAUAGAAGAAAGAAAAGAGAAGAACUCUCCUAUUUACUUCUAUAAAAAUUACAGUAGUAAUGGAUAUUUGGGCUAUGAUCCUAAUGGUAAUUACAUUUACACGAAAGGACAACAUUACGGAGCAGAGGAAUGGCAAUUAAUCGCUGAUGAAACUAGUACAAACGGAGAAAGAGCCGUAAUAAUAUUUGCUAAUUACGGAAAGAAAUAUCUAGCCAUCAGAAAUGGAAAGUUAACAGGUGUUGCAGACAAGCAAGAUGAUUGCAUUUGGUACUUGGAUUAA